This is a messenger RNA of Wasmannia auropunctata (little fire ant), 1574 nucleotides long. It is a transcript of the gene Pdss2, whose product is annotated as decaprenyl-diphosphate synthase subunit 2-like. Gene Ontology annotation, biological process: isoprenoid biosynthetic process; ubiquinone biosynthetic process. Gene Ontology annotation, molecular function: prenyltransferase activity. The coding region runs from base 294 to 1538 and encodes 414 amino acids. The transcript has 8 exons. The record is from RefSeq and is a predicted model, not a curated record. Gene Ontology annotation, cellular component: mitochondrion; transferase complex. Lineage: Eukaryota; Metazoa; Arthropoda; Insecta; Hymenoptera; Formicidae.
AAGUUUACAUGGUUCAAAGAGCUGAUGGUAUUUAACUGCAGUAUCUCGGUGUGCAAAUGGAUCGUCCAAAUAUUUGACUUUCUCCGGAUAAUACUCCAAUAAGAUUGGCCGUCUUCAGUAACUCCGUGGUCGAUGCUCUUAGGUGCCGUCUAACGGAGUGUGGUUGUGACAUUUCAGGCUUGCGCAUACGAUUUGAACAAUUGUCAAAGUGCACACGAUAUUUACUUUAUAUAAUUUAAUUCAUCGAGCUAGAUCGAAUAUCAUCUGCAGCAGUUUAAAAAAUAAGCACGACGAUGUCUGCAAACACAGCUGUGUUCAGAAUUUGGAGAGGAAGCAGUUCAGUGACUACGUUUCUGUGGAAGUCGCAUAAGGCUUUUCAGACUCAGAGAGCAGUCUGUAUUUCCGCACAAAAUAGACUCCACUUUAGUUUUGUUAAUCAAGCUGAAAACAAGGUAGCAGUGAGUCAAAAGACAGACUGGAAUAAAACUAUGUCCGAGGCAGAGAAGAUCGUCGGAUAUCCGACAUCCUUCUUAAGUUUAAGAUGGCUAUUGAGCGACGAGAUUGCUAAUAUUGCGUUGCACUUGAGGAAGCUGGUUGGCUCAAAUCAUCCCGUAUUGAAGACAGCCAAGACCAUUAUUUAUAAUGGACGUAACACUCAAGCAUUUGGUCUCAUCUUGCUGUUAAUCUCCAAGGCUGCUGGCCACUUAAAUGCAAAACCAAUAGAGGAGGAUAAAGCUGCAGGCGUAUUACAUAGUCAAAGAGCAUUGGCGGAAAUUACGGAGAUGAUCCGUACUAGCAAUUUGAUACAUAGAGGACUGGUAAACUUAAAUACAGAUACAGGAUCUCUAGACUCUACGGAAUUGAAUAAUAUAACUUUCGGCAAUAAAAUGGCAUUGCUGUGUGGCGAUUAUUUGCUUAGCAACAGUUGUACUGAAAUGGCAGCUCUCAAAAAUCAGGAUCUUACGUUAUUAAUAUCGGAGGCAGUAAGAGAUUUAUGUCAAGCAGAAUUUGUAGCACGCAGGGACAAUCAAAAUUUUCCUAUACCGUCAAUACCACCUGAGGAUCGCACAGACUAUGCAUCAAAGGAAUGGACGCUUUUAAAUACUUAUGGCGCUGGAUCGUUGCUCGGGAAAAGUUGCCAAUGUACAUUAAAAAUAGCUGGUCAUAACAAAGAAAUAGAGGAAAAGGGUUACGAGUUUGGGAAACACUUAGCUUUAGCUUGGCAGGCUUCCUUAGACUUGGGUUUAUGCAUUAAUAAAGAUAAGGACAUUUUGCAUAAUUUGUGCGCUGCUCCAAUUAUGUUUCAUGUUGAACAUGAUCCAUCAAUUUUAAUAGAACUCGAUAAAGGAUUGGAAUCUGUUGAGAACGUCGACUAUUUGAAGGUACUUGAAAUUGUGUCAGCUGGUCCAGGCAUUGGAUUAACUAAAGAGCUCGUGAAAGAACACUCGCAAAAGGCAAUGGAAAUCUUAAGCGUAUUUAAGGAAAGCGAUGCUAGAAAAGCAUUAUCCAAUAUUAUUGUUGCUAUAGGAGACUUUUGACAAAGAAUGUACUUUUUGUUCUUUAUUUUAUUGCUC